UUGUGGAAUUAAUCACGAUUAGAAUUUAUCCGGCUUUUGUGCAGCCAGCACUAAUAGUUUUGAUUAUUUUAUAAACUUGAGACACAUGUAACAACACCCAGCUGUAAAAAUAGCAUAAGCUUGAAAGUUCCAUAAAAAUUGGCUUGUGAAUUGGUGUCAACAGUUUUUAAAACAAAUUUAUGUUUUUGUUUCAAUAUUUGCUUCGUUAAAUGCCUUGCUCAAACUCAAAGUUAUAAUUUAUGCAAAUGAUUAAAUUAAAGGACUAUGUAAUCAAGAGGUUUUAACCAAAACAUUGAAGAAUCGCCGGCUAUUUGGAAUGAGGGGAGUAAUUAGACAAGCAUUCUGCGGGUCUGUAGGUGGCCUAUCUCUGUUUAUCACGGGCUGUUGGCUAGGAUGGCCCUCGGCGUUUCUGCGCAAAUUGCAGCGAGGCGAGUGCGGAUUCAGCCUGACCCUGUGGCAGAUCGGCUGGAGUGUGGCUCUGAUGGACCUCGCCAACACUGUCAGCCCAAUACCAACCGGCUACCUCAUGGACUACUAUGGACGCAAACCGGCCUUCAUGGCCACAGCUAUAGUUUUCCAGCUCUCAUGGUUGAUGGUGAUUUUUGCAGAAGGCCCAGUACUUCUGUACUUCUCCCGAAUUUUUGCUGGCAUCGGUAAAGGGAUGGGAUUCACUAUACUGCCUAUGUACAUAGCCGAAGUAGCUGAGAAGCAAAUCCGCGGGGCGCUGAGCACAUUAUUCACCCUACUGCUGUUCGGAGGCACUCUGUUCGAAUUCAUACUGGGUCCGUCUGUUUCCUACAUGACACUCAACAUCGCUUCCACAGUUUUCCCGCUCGUUUUCUUCAUUCUGUGCUUCUUCUUGCCCGAGUCGCCCUACUACCUGCUCUCGGUCGGCAAGAAGGAGCAGGCCUGGAAGAGUUUCUGCUUCAUUCGAAAACGGAAUAAGGACGAACCGGUGGCAGGGAGCGAUCCCGUUAAAGAGGAAAUGGAUGCGGCCGAGGCGCUUGUCAAAAAGGAAAUGGAAAGCAAAACCGACUGGAUGGAACUGCUCCGUACCAAGGGUAAUCGUCGCUCGUCUCUAGCAGUUUUCACGCUAGCCGCUCUCCAGCGUCUGGGAGGAAUCAGCUCGCUCCUCGCCUACAGUUCAACAACCCUCCCUGAAGAGGGAGGUGGCUUCAUAGGGGGACCUGAGCAGUGCGUCAUCUACUUUGGCAUUUUUCUGACAGUCGGCAACUUCCUCAGUAUGUCUCUGCUGGACAUCUUGGGCCGCAAACCGUUGCUUCUGGUGUCCAACGUCAUAAUGGCUUUUGUCCUGUAUGCGAGCGGCAUCUACUACAUACUGGAAGCCACCGAAGAUUUCGACGAGAGACCUUUGAAAUGGAUUCCCUAUGUAUCGAUUCUCGUGUUUGCCAUCUGCUACAGCUUGGGAAUAGGUGUGGUUCCCAACACACUUCUUGGCGAAUAUUUUCCCGCCAACGUGAAAGGCAAAGCAGCCGCAGCAGCCACCAUUUUCUUCGCCUUGGCCUCAUUUUCCAGCAACAAAGUCUAUCCACUGAUUUCGGGAAAAUUCGGCUACCAGGCCAUGUUCCUCUUCUUCGGCACCAUCAACGCUAUCACCGUCCUCGUAUCGAUACUAAUCGUCUACGAAACUAAAAACAAGACGUUCGCCGAAAUCCAGGAAAUGCUCAACUCUUAGUAUUAAUAUUUCCUUGUACUUUUUUGUUCAACUUAUACUCAUAAGCUGUUCAAUUGCUUCAAAAAGUACGGUACUCUACUUGGAAAAUUAAUGUCUAAUCUCAAUAUGGACAGAAAAACAGAAUAUUUUUCUGAGUACUGAGCCACAAUGAGGAGAUAAUAUGGACCUUUUUGCGGAGGAUAUCUAUUUGUAACUCAGUAUAUAAAAUUCAAGACUGUUGAGCGUAAGGAAUAGAAAUUAACAGUUAAAUACAGAUUUGAAAAUUGAAAAAUUCAAUUACUACGAAUAUCAUACUAAGGAUCCCCAUCCACCUAGUAAUAUUGCAAUCAAUGACAACUCGACGUUGAAAAUAAAAUUUUAAAUGAAGUCUAACAAAAAUGCAAAGCAAUCUUCUCCCAACACAACAUUCUGAGCUGCAAUAAGAAUCUCUAUUCCAAGUCUCAGAAUUGAAAAUAAGUUUGUAGAGAUUCAAUAAAACUCUUCACCUACA
This is a messenger RNA of Nilaparvata lugens (brown planthopper), 2186 nucleotides long. RefSeq names its product facilitated trehalose transporter Tret1. The record is from RefSeq and is a predicted model, not a curated record. Gene Ontology annotation, biological process: transmembrane transport. The transcript has 5 exons. Gene Ontology annotation, molecular function: transmembrane transporter activity. Gene Ontology annotation, cellular component: membrane. Bases 317 to 1696 code for a protein of 459 amino acids. NCBI's taxonomy places the organism in Eukaryota, Metazoa, Arthropoda, Insecta, Hemiptera, Delphacidae.